Molecule: messenger RNA, 924 nt
Organism: Talaromyces rugulosus
Lineage: Eukaryota; Fungi; Ascomycota; Eurotiomycetes; Eurotiales; Trichocomaceae
Exons: 5
Coding region: 1-924 (307 amino acids)
Molecular function (GO): oxidoreductase activity
Source: RefSeq, a predicted model, not a curated record
AUGGAGGGCUAUACACACACAGGUCCUAUUGACUGCGACAAACCUAUCAACAGCGACACAGUUAGAGGGAAAACCGCUAUCAUCACAGGAGGGGCAAAGGGUCUUGGAGAAGCAUACGUUCGCACUCUGUCUGCCGCAGGAGUUUAUGUCUGUAUCGCCGAUCCGGAUAUCGAGAAUGGGCAGAGGUUGGAAGCACAAUUGCCAAGGACCAAAUACGUCCCCUGUGAUGUUACCAAUUGGGAUGACCAGCUGCGACUUUUCCGGGAGGCAGCGUCGUUUUCUCCGAGUGGGAGAAUCUCGUUCGUGGUAGCCAAUGCGGGCAUCCAUCGUCCAGACGAGGUGUAUAAAUACGCGGGCGACGAGCAAGAGCCCAAAGAACCCAAUCUGGAUAUCAUCGACGUGAAUCUGAAAGGGGUACUGUUCACCGCGAAACUGGCCGCGCAUUAUUUCAUCAAGCAGAAUGGGCAGCAGCCGUCCCCCCAACAGGAGGAUACCUGUCUGGUGCUGAUCGGGUCUGGCGCGGCCUUUCUCGACUGUCCUCGCGGUCUACAGUAUGCAGCAACCAAAUGGGCGAUGCGUGGGAUCAUGCACUCGCUGCGCAGGACUGUAUUUUACUACGGCAGUCGAGUUAACGUCAUCUCACCAUGGUACGUAAAAACAAACAUCCUAUCUGAUGAGGCCUUUAAGCACGUUCAGGAGGUCGGGGUGGAGUUUGCAGAGGCCGAGGAUGCUGGACAAUGUCUGCUGCGCAUCCUGAGCGACCAAACCAUCAACGGUCACUCGCUCUUCGUCUGUGCGCGGAAGUGGGCUCCCAAUGGAUACAUGGAUCUGGACUUGGACGAUUACCCUGGCAGUACACUUCUUCAAGAGAUCCAGGACGACCAGAUAAAACCAGCGCCUGUUUCACUGGGCUUAUUUGCUUGA